GGGGGGGGGAGGGGCGGGGAUAGGCGACACGGGGUGCCGGUGGCCGACGCGCUGGUGGGCAGAGCUCUGGGAGGGCUGCAGGAGGAGCAGGAGGAGCGGUGCGGGCAGAGGUGGGACGGACAGGGACGCGGACAAAGCGGCAGCUGGAGAUUGAGGCUGAGGAACUGCGUCGGCGUGAGGAAGACCUCAAGCUGCGGGAGCGGGCGCUGGCGGCUCGCGAGGCUGCACUGCCUGGCGACCGGUCGCCUAACUGGCCGCGGUGCAAGCCACUGGUCUUCCACUCGAUUGAGGAGGACAUUCCCGCCGCCGGGCAGCGGAUGGUGCGCAUGACGUACAUUGGCUGGUAUAUUCUCGUCCUUUGCUACGUCAUGAACUGGAUCUCGCUCAUUGCGGUCAUGAUCUCGAACUUUGACGGCGCGGGCAACACGGCCAUGUCAUUUGGCCUCGCCUGCAUCAUGAUGAUCAUCGGCAUCCCCAUCUCGUUUGCCGGCUGGUACCGCCCCCUGUACAAUGGCGCGCGGACAGGCAAGUCGUCGCUCUUUGUUUGGUUUUUCUUCGCCUUUUCGGUCCACAUUCUCCUCUGCUGCUUCUGGGCGCUCGGCAUUCCGUCGACCGGCUCGGCCGGCCUCAUCAUCGCCCUCACUGCCUACGGCAAGGAUGAUCCGACCUCCGGCACCCUCUGCCUCUUCACCGGCUUUGCAUGGGGCAUCUGCGCCGUCUGGUCCCUCCUCCGUAUCUACCGCGCCCACCAGUACUACCUCUCCCGCUCCAUGUCCGCCUCGUCGGCCAAGCACGAGGUGGCCACAGCAGCAGCGCGCGCCUCUGUGUAGCUAAGGCCUCUCGCCGCGAACCUGACCAUCACCUGGUACCCCCGAUGUGCAAGCGUAAAACCCACACAUCCCUCA
Molecule: messenger RNA, 905 nt
Organism: Thecamonas trahens ATCC 50062
Lineage: Eukaryota; Apusomonadida; Apusomonadidae
Product: secretory carrier-associated membrane protein 3
Exons: 1
Coding region: 318-830 (170 amino acids)
Biological process (GO): protein transport
Cellular component (GO): trans-Golgi network membrane; recycling endosome membrane
Source: RefSeq, a predicted model, not a curated record